AUGAAAAAGCUUUGUCCGUGUGGCUGGCCGGAGUGCCUCGCCGGCCCCUUUAAACCGGACCGAAUUUUUUGUGGGCGUUUCAGUGUUCCCUCCCGAGAACGUGGACGACGUCGCCGAGCGGCAGCGCAUCGAGCGCAACAUCCAGGAGCGCAUCCAGGCUCGUCAACGCCUGCGCCACCACUACCCGAUCGACCCCGAGGAGGACACGCUGUACGAGGUGCCGCCGCGGAUGCCGGAGAUCAACCUGAUGCACUGUUAGCCGGUGCUGCCCCUGACCACCACGAUGAUGAUGGCGACAAGAAAGGUGCUGCUGCCCUC
Messenger RNA from Mesorhabditis spiculigera, 318 nucleotides. The record is from the annotation of a GenBank genome assembly. NCBI's taxonomy places the organism in Eukaryota, Metazoa, Nematoda, Chromadorea, Rhabditida, Rhabditidae.